Chelmon rostratus (copperband butterflyfish) is the source of this 2828-nucleotide messenger RNA. It is a transcript of the gene setd4, whose product is annotated as SET domain containing 4. Gene Ontology annotation, biological process: peptidyl-lysine trimethylation; peptidyl-lysine monomethylation; peptidyl-lysine dimethylation. The record is from RefSeq and is a predicted model, not a curated record. Lineage: Eukaryota; Metazoa; Chordata; Actinopteri; Chaetodontiformes; Chaetodontidae. Gene Ontology annotation, molecular function: histone H3K4 methyltransferase activity; transcription coactivator activity; histone H3K36 methyltransferase activity. The transcript is spliced from 13 exons. Bases 94 to 1455 code for a protein of 453 amino acids.
UGGGUUUGAGAGCUCCUCGGGAAGCGGCCGUACAAGCUCCCGAUUUGACACAGAUGAGAAUAGUAUUUAGGUGUCACAGGUCCAGGUGGAGUCAUGAGGGGUCGCAGCCAUCGGGCUGGACGAGCCGGGAGGAAGAGGAGGCAGAGACGAGAAAGCGUUGUCCAGUCAGUCUCUCUGUGUCACCAGCUGCAGUAUGUGAGGCUGAUGAAGUUUCUUCAUCAACGGGGAUUCACCUCAACGCUGCUGCAGCCAGCCCUCUUCACUGACACAGGCAGAGGACUGCAAGCUCUCAAGACCGUAAAGCCCGGCCAGCUGCUGAUUUCCCUGCCAGAGUCUUGUCUCCUUACAACCUCGACUGUCCUGAACAGCUACCUGGGACAGUAUAUCAAGAGCUGGAAGCCGCGGCUCUCUCCCCUGCUGGCGCUCUGUGCCUUCCUGGUUUGCGAGCGGCACAGAGGAGAGGCCUCUGAUUGGUUCCCGUACAUCGACGCGCUGCCCACCUCUUACACCUGCCCCGCCUAUUUCACAGAUGAAGUCAUGGCUGUUCUGCCUACAGGAGUGCGGAGGCGGGCGUUAGAGCAGAGGGAGGCGGUGCGAGGGAUCCACUGCUUUAACCAAGACUUUUUCAGAUCCCUGCAGCCAAUCCUGAGUCAGCCUGUGGAGGAGGUGUUGACAUAUGAAGCCUUGAGGUGGGCGUGGUGUAGCGUCAACACGCGCUCUGUCUUCAUGUCCCGCCCGUCCAACAGCUUCCUGUUUGGACAGGAUGUUUUUGCUUUAGCUCCAUUUCUGGACUUGCUCAAUCACCGUCCUGACGUGCAGGUGAAAGCAAGUUUCAAUGAUGCAACAAGAUGUUAUGAAAUCAGAAGCGUUUCUGGGACACUCUGCUACCAGCAGGCCUUCAUUAACUACGGCUCCCAUGAUAGCCAGCGUCUGCUGCUGGAGUACGGAUUCGUCUCCCCAUGCAACCCCCACAGCGUGGUCUAUGUGGAUCCAGAUCUCCUCACUGACGUUUUAAGAGGUGACAGGAGUUUGGAUCAGAAGAUGAAGUUCCUCAGAGAAAAUGACUUCCUGAAUAAUCUCAGUGUGUCCAGUGAAGGCCCCAGCUGGAGGCUGAUGACGGCUCUUAGACUGCUGUCACUGCCACAAACACUGUAUCACCACUGGAGGGCGGUGUUGCUCGGCCAGGUGUUGUGUGAAGAGAGAGAGCAGUGGAGCGUCCAGACAGCUAAGACUCUCUGUCAGCGACUACUACAAGACACACACACUGCUCUGGAUAAGAUCUCCCACCUCCUCCAGCAGUGUGACCAGGCAGUCCGGGAGCAGCUCCAUGUGGUCAAGUCACUGCGGCAGGAGGAGAGGUGCAUCCUGGGAAGCUGUCUUGAGGCCCUGGAAGACACGCUGAGACAACCAGAUGAACUGUUGUCAUGCCAACCUGAUGUUGACACCGUGAGCUGACAUGUUUGGUGCUCUGCCUUGCCGGCUGCUACAAUAAGCAAGGUUAUGAACUGCUGAUGCCAGUCUCAUGCUCCUGCUGUGCUGGUCGAGCAGCGUGGCUGACGGAGGCAGCUGGACUACAUGAAGUCCUGGAACCACAGCGUCACAGGUUUGAUUCCAGCUGUGCUGAAACCAGGCUGCCUGGUAUUAAUGGCCCCGAGCAAGACAGCAAGGCUUCCAUCACCACCAUCAGCUGAGCCAAGUAAAGGUCAAAGACACACUGCACUUCUGGACUCAUGUAAGACAAAACUGUGAGGAAUCAGAACCGAAGCAGGAGCAGAUGUGUUAAUGAGGACGGACAAAUCAGUCAUGUUGUCUUAUUUAUUUUCUGAUUAGAGACAAAAAAAUGCAACGUUACUCAACACAUUUAGUGACAGCCACAUAAUCGCACACUUGCAACUUUUAGACCGAAAUCAAGAAUUUCAGUCAUCUUUUUUAAUCAAAAAUGUGUUUAUUGAGUCAAAUGAAGCUCAUAGAAACAUAAAGUAACAAACAAAGACCAGACAGGCUUUAAUGUGGGUUGUAGACUCGUAGCAUGAAAGCCACAUGAGAUCAUACUUGUAUUCAGAAAGUAGAUGUAAAAUUUCAGGUUCCUGUGUUUUUAUCAGUGUCUUGAUGUUUCGGUCAGAGUUGAACAACCGCCUUUCCCUUCUGCUGACGCUGGACGGUCUCCAUGGCAACCGUGGCUUCGUAGAGAGGGACCGCCUCCUCAGGCUGAGGUCUGCAGAGACAGAUUGAAACCAGACAGACCGACAGAUUACAUGCACAGUGGCCUGUAACUCCUUAUUUUAUCCUUGUAGUUUUGUUGAAGACAAGUAAAAAUGUCUGCAGAGACAAAUGUAUAUAACGGUCUUAAAUCUACAAACUGAACUAUGUCUGUGUCAGGUCUUACAAUGAGAUUUGGGGACACUAUUGGGCUCUAAAAUAACACCAGGAAGCACAUCUUUAAACUGCUAUCAUGGAGAGUAAAUACAAAAGAGAUGUGUCACAAAAUGCAGUUCUUACCUGCACAGCCUUCUACUGCUUCUACAUUUAAAGCUGCACCAGCCAACAGAAAAGCGAAAAUGGCCUAAAAUCAUGUCAUGUUUACCAGCCUGCAUUUAUAUUUAUACCAGGGUUUGUACAAAGUUUGGAAAAUGCUUAAUUUUACUUGUGUUUUCAAGGUCAGGAAUAUUGUCUUUGAAAAGUAUGUGAUUUUCAACAUAGUCUGAUGUUUCAUCUACACCAUUGAUCCCCAACCCGUGGGCUGCGGCCCACUAGUGGGCCGUGGGUCAUUUGGUACUGGGCCGCACAGAAAGAAAAAAUAAUUUCCAUUAUUUUGUUUUUUCACAUAA